Messenger RNA from Melozone crissalis (California towhee), 4176 nucleotides. RefSeq names its product adaptor related protein complex 5 subunit zeta 1 (gene AP5Z1). The transcript is spliced from 17 exons. The record is from RefSeq and is a predicted model, not a curated record. Bases 30 to 2456 code for a protein of 808 amino acids. Gene Ontology annotation, cellular component: AP-5 adaptor complex. Lineage: Eukaryota; Metazoa; Chordata; Aves; Passeriformes; Passerellidae.
CGGCGGACCCGGGCGGCGGCGGGGCCGGGAUGUUCACGGCGGCUGCCGAGAGCUUCCUCCGGCAGGCCAGGGAGAUCCAGGAGGAGGAACUGCGGAGAUUCACCGCCCGUGUGUCCGCCUUGCUGCAGGGCCCCGAGGCCGGCCCCGAGGCCGUGGAUGGGCUGCAGAGGCUGCACCUCAGCGUGGCCGCCACCAAGUACCCCCGCAAGCUCGAUGGCAAGUUUGUGGAGCAGCUGCAGACUGUGCUGUGCUCACCCAAAAGUCCUGAGCAGAUUCAGGUGUUGUGUGCUGCCAUCCUGAGAGAGAUGUCACCUUGCAACGAUCUUGUCCUCUCCUGUGAUGAGAUUCAAGAUACAAAGCUCUUGAGCCUGGUCUCCUCUGUCCUUCUGGCUCAGAGCAGCAGGGGUGAAGUGGCAGCUGUGGGGCAGCGUGUUGUGCAGGUCCUUGAAAGAAGACUGCCCGAGGGUCAGAGUGCUCGGUUCCUUCUUCCUGUCCUGGCAAAUGUCAUCAGCCUUUCUCCAGGAUCCCUAACAGAAGAACAGACCAAUGUUGUCAGUAAAAAGCUGGCUGACUGGCUGAGGUAUGCAAGCAUUCAGCAAGGAAUGGCUCAACCCUCUGGAGGCUUCUUCUCCAGUCCCAGAACCAAACAGCCUGCUCCUAUCACAGAGGUGGAUGGUGCUGUUGCCACAGACUUCUUCACAGUGCUCUCAGUGGCUCAGCACUACACACAGGACCAGUGGCUCAACGUGCAGGCUUUCUCCAUGCUGAGAAACUGGCUGCUGUGCUAUGGGGGCAUGGAGCUGGACACCCCUAAUCCAGGUGCCUCAGCAGGAGGGGACAGCUCUGUGACACCCUUGGUCCCUGCUCCAGCCACGCCUGGCCGGCUGCUCCCGCCCAGGGAGCGGCUGCGGGACAAAGCCUUCGAGUACUGCCAGCGCCUGGUGGAGCAGAGCACCCGCCGACCCCUGAAGAAAGAAGAUGGAGACCUGCAAAAAGCUUGUCUCGUUGAGGCAGUGACAAUCAUGGACAUCAUCUGCAAACAGGACUCCUCCUACGUGUGCCGUGCUGUCCCCUUCCUGAAAAUCCUGCACAGCAGGAUCUGUGGGGAUGCCUCUUAUGCCAGGGCACUGCUGCCCAUUGCCCAGUUCUUCCUGAACCACAGCAAACUGGCAGCUGUGGACUCAGAUGCCAUCUACAAACAUCUCUUCAGUGAUAUCCCAGCUCAGCUCUUCCACAACCCAUCAUUGGCCUUUGAAUUUGUCCAGUUCUGCAAGGACAACAGCCAGCUCUUCACAGACUCCUCCAGCAUAUUCAGGCAGAGCUUCCCAAAUCUCUUCAAGUUCCUGGCGUGGAACAGCCCACCUCUGAUCUCUGAGUUUGUGGACCUUCUCCCAUUUCUGCUGGAUCCAGGCACAGCCAUUGAGAUCUUCCAUUUGCUGCUUGACCUGCCCUGUUUGACAGCAGCUCUGGACAUCCAGCUGAGGGCAGCUGCUCUUCCUGCCUCUGAGAAGGCUGGGGCUGACCCAGCUGGGAAACCAGCCACGUGUCUGGAGGCCUUCCACCAUCCCCUCUACAGGAGCAUGUUCCAGUAUCUCCUCCGCAGCAGGUCUGCUCCCGAGGAUGCUCCAGACAGUCUGGUUCCACUUCGGCAGCUGCUGGGAUCCCUGGCUGGCAGCCCCAGGCUGGUGCAGUGUGCAGAGACUGUCCCUGUCUUACUGGAGCUCUUUUUCAGGGUGGUGGCAGAGUUUGCAGAUGGCUCUCUGAUAAACCAGCUGGUGGUGCUGCUGCUGCAGAGGAGUGACCAGCUCUAUGAGAUCCCAGCGUUCAAAGAGGAUGUGUACAGGGUGCUGGGCUCAAACUUGGCGAUGCUCUGCGGGCUGCGCCCUGCGCUCGUGGUGGAGCUGUCCCCGGAGAUCCUGGAUUUCGCAGGAGCAGUCAGCAACAUCCAGAGCAAGGAGGCCAUCUUCACCCACAUGGCGUGGGCUGUCGGCGAGUUCCUGUCGGUGUCGCACGACAAGCGCUGCACGGUGGAGCAGAUCACACGCUUCUUUGAGACCCUGGAGGCCGUGCUCUUUGAGAUCACCCAGCUCAGGCCACAGGCCAGCACCCCCAGCUGUGCCCCCCGAGCCAUCAGUGUCCUCAUGGCCACCCUGACCAAGCUGGCAGCCCGCAGCCAGGACUUGAUCCCCAGAGUGUCCAUGUUCCUGUCCAAGAUGAGGACAUUUGUGCAGAGCCCUGCUGUCACCUCUGUUUACUGUGAGGAAGACCUUGAGGAGAUCCUUAUACGUGCAACUGAGCUCAUGAACCUGCUGAAAAUGCCCAGCGUGGCUCAGUUUGUGUUCACCCCACCUGUGGCCAGCACACAGUUUCAGAAGGAGGUGAAUGACUCUCUCCCUUUGGCCCUGAGGAUGGUCACCGAGCUCCUGGAGCCUGCUGCAGGCUCCAUGCCAGUGUGAGGGCAGGAGGUUUCUGGAGUAACUCACUGGACACUGACACUCAAGGCUGAGGCCCUGAUCUUAACUGGAAAAGAGGAACAAAUGAUUGUGAAUGGAACAGAGAACAGGAAUAAGGAGAGCUGAGGCUGCUCCUCUGGUCUAAGACUGUUUGUAUUUCUGUCCUAGUGCCUGUUGCUUUUUUAUCUCCUAAGCUUGUCUUAUCCCUUCUUGGUGAGUAUGCACUGAAUUCCUGGUGGACUUGUGCAAAUGUUGCAGGAGAGUGAAUGGUGCAUUAAUGCCCUGCCAGCACACCCUGUCCCUUUGGAGAUGUGACUUGUUCCCUCCCUUCCUCUGCCUUGUUUCCCUUCCCCUUUGCUCUCACUACACCUGCACAUGCUGCUUCUCUUGCCUCUCCUUGCAGCAGAGCAGGCAAAGGCCUGAUCUGGAGGAAGCAGGACUGGCUCCAUCACAUCUGGGAGCCCUCACUGCUCUUGUGUCUCACCACUGGAGUGAACAUGGAGAGAUCCAAGAGGCAGCUGCCAGAGCAGGGCUUAGAGAGGUUUAUUGAUCCAGUUUAUUGUUGACACAGAGCAUUUCUUAACAUCCACCGUGUCUGACAGGCGCCAUGCUGUGCUCAGUAUCUGCACCAGAGCUUUAUUCACAUCUCAGCUGUACAUAUUAACACACAGGGAAGUCAGUCCAUCCCCUGCUCCUCCUGGGAGAAGCCAGCCCUCAUGCACACUAGUAAAUAGCAGGGUUUAUUUACAGUCUGUUUCAAUACCUGACUGCACUGUGAGUGACACACAGCUCUGGGGCUGUUUUGCAGCUCCAGGAGUGCUCAGUGGGGUUGCACUGGUACUGCUGGAACGUGCCAGGAUGCAGCCCCAGCACUGCCUAAUGCAAACCAAGCCUCACCCCAAGCCCUGGCUCCGGGGCAGAGGGGAGUAAGGAGUGCAUGCAGUUUGCCCAGAGGCUUUAGGCAGCCCAUUUCAAGUUCUGUGGAGGAUGACAGGCCAGCAUACCUAUUUGAUUGAAAGUGAAGUGAAUCACCAGGAGCCCUGAGCUUUUGCUCACCUGGCUGAGUCAGUGGCAGGAGGAUGCACUGCUCCCAGUCCCUGCUGGGGCAGCACCCCAGGGCAGGGCUGUGAGCGUGGCCCAGCAGAGCAGCAAGGCACUCGUGUCUCAGAGAAGGUGCCUGGUCCAUCUUGCCUGGAAAAGCAGGCCAGGCUGCACUGAAAUCCAGUUGUGGAGCAUUUCCCUUGCAUGGAGUGUUCUGACAUCUCCUCCUGCGACGUGCAAGACCAAGCACAGGAACCAGAACUGCAGCAGUGAGGUGUAAAUAAAGCCAGCCCUGUUUUAGCAUCACAGUCCUCAGCACUGUUGUUGUGAGAUGCCAUGUGAGUACCUGAUCCCCUGCCAGAGCCUGCACCGUGCAGGGUGUGAUGCAGGGCUUUGCUGCAGGCUGUUUUAAGAGGGUUCGGCUAAACUAGGUCUCAGUAUCUGUCUAAAUGUGGAAAUCAGGUCGGGUUUAUCCCGUUAAUGGUGCUAAAAGCAGAGGCAGCAGGAGGCCGGGUGUGCAGGGCCCGGGCAGCCACACGAUGGAGCUGAACCCUCGGCUGAGCUGACAGCAGGGUCGGCAGCAGGGAGCAGGGCGGUUCCUGGGAUAUUCACGAGUCCUCCCAAAGGGAAUCUCUGCUGUCCAUCACCACCUGUCGGCAUUUCAGCAGCACACACCCGGGAG